GCUCCAGAAGACAAAUUAAAGACUGGUCCAAAAAUGUAUGAAGAUACAGUAGGCUGCAACUUUGACCAAAACUCCAUGCCAGAAUCAGCAGAAAGUGUCCUCAACCUCAACCCUCUUCCCCUGUCACCUCCACCACAAGUUCUCAUGCCUUCUCUCUUAGAAACCCACAACAACAACAACAACAGCUUUGCUGUUGUAGAAAACUUGAGACUCUCCAUGGAAGAGCUCUCCUACCCUCAUCAACAAGAUCAUCAUGCUGCCAUGGAAAUUGAGCUCCAAAAUGAACUUGGAUUCAAUCCAUACAGCACCAAUACUGACCAUUUGGUUUCCUUUGAGCAACAAACCAAUUGGGACAAUAUUCAUGGUGUCCAUGAUCAGAUGCAGCAACAAUUGCAAGAUGGUGCUAAUGGUGCAUACCCACAUACACCUGACCUUCUCAACCUUUUCAGCUUACCUAGAUGCUCACCCUCCUCUGUUCUCCAAAACUCGUCCAUUACCUUCACAAACCCCAACCCGAAAAGCUCAAAUUUUCUGAACUCUUUGGGGUUCCUCGGAGAUGUCCAUGGUGGGAUUGACCACCCGACAGGGAUAGCGAGUUCGGUUCUCUAUGACCCACUUUUCCAUUUGAACCUGCCUCCACAGCCACCAUUGUUCAGGGAAUUGCUUCAGUCAUUGCCAUAUGGAUACAGCUUGCCAGGCUCAAGAAAUGGGUCUUUGUUUACUAGUGGUGGGGAUGAGGGAGAGGGGAUUGGAGGAGGGGUUUACUCUGAUGUGAUUAAUAAUGGGAAGCAAUUUGAGAAUGGGGUGUUGGAGUUCUCCAGAGAAAUGGGUUCUAUUGGAAGAGGAGGAGACGUCAAAGGGACCAAACACUUUGCAACCAAUAAAAUCCGAAGGCAACAAAUUUAUCUGAAGGCAACUUAUUUACCGAAUGCAAUAUCUAUAUAUCUGGGAUCCAACGGCUCCACUGUAUUGAACCUGGGAAUCGCACAAUAUGCGAGAUCUGUUCGGGGUUCAAACAUUAUCCGAAUCGAGAUCCGCGACUUCCUACGCGCUCGUGACAAUACAAGGAUCACUCUAGGACUGAAUGUGGUCUCCACCAGGCUGCCCACGCGCCGAUGCACAUGCCGGCAGUGCGUGAGUAACCCAAGCGAUAAGGCUUCGCCAGAAAAUCUCAGAAUUAUGGCUCAAAACUCAUAUCCUAGGUGA
Messenger RNA from Prunus dulcis (almond), 1206 nucleotides. RefSeq names its product transcription factor bHLH10-like. The transcript has 3 exons. Lineage: Eukaryota; Viridiplantae; Streptophyta; Magnoliopsida; Rosales; Rosaceae. The record is from RefSeq and is a predicted model, not a curated record. The coding region runs from base 34 to 1206 and encodes 390 amino acids. Gene Ontology annotation, biological process: anther wall tapetum development; regulation of DNA-templated transcription.